AUGAAGAGGGAUAAUCAGAGCAGUGUGUCUGAAUUCCUCCUCCUAGGACUCCCCAUCAGGCCGGAGCAGCAGGGCAUGUUCUUCGUCCUGUUCCUGGUCAUGUACCUCACCACCAUGUUGGGGAACCUAUUCAUUGUUCUGCUUAUCAGACUGGACUCUUGCCUCCACACCCCCAUGUACUUCUUCCUCAGCCACUUGGCCCUCACUGACAUCUCUUUCUCAUCAGUCACAGCACCAAAGAUGUUGUUGAACAUGCAGACACAAAGUCAAUCUAUCUCAUAUGCUGGGUGCAUUUCUCAGGUCUAUUUUUCCAUCUUCUUUUUUGAUAUCGACAGCUUCCUUCUCACUUCAAUGGCCUAUGACAGGUAUGUGGCUAUUUGUCACCCCCUCCACUAUACCACCAUCAUGAGUCGGAGCCUGUGUUUCAUGCUAGUAUUUGUGUCCUGGGUCUUAUCCUUUGCCAGUGCUCUAUUGCACACCUUGCUCCUGGCCCGUUUGUACUUCUGUGGAGACAAUAUUCUCCUCCACUUCUUCUGUGACCUCUCUACCUUACUUAAGCUUUCCAGCUCGGACACCACAACAAAUGAGCUGGUUAUUCUUACUGUAGGGACAGUGUUCAUUACCCUUCCAUUCAUAUGCAUCCUGGUCUCUUAUGGCCACAUUGGGUCCACAAUCCUGAGAGUUCCCUCCACCAAGGGGAUCUGCAAAGCCUUGUCCACUUGUGGCUCCCACCUCUCUGUUGUGUCUCUGUACUAUGGGGCAAUUAUUGGAUUGUACAUUUUCCCCUCAUCCAGUGAUUCCAACGGCAAGGAUGUCAUUGUGGCUGUAUUUUACACUUUGGUCACUCCCAUGCUAAAUCCUGUUAUCUACAGCCUGAGAAAUCAGGCCAUGAAAGGAGCUCUAGGAAAGAUACUCAGUAGAGAAAAGUUUUCACCAUAA
Molecule: messenger RNA, 939 nt
Organism: Loxodonta africana (African savanna elephant)
Lineage: Eukaryota; Metazoa; Chordata; Mammalia; Proboscidea; Elephantidae
Product: olfactory receptor 1J21-like
Exons: 1
Coding region: 1-939 (312 amino acids)
Biological process (GO): G protein-coupled receptor signaling pathway
Cellular component (GO): plasma membrane
Molecular function (GO): olfactory receptor activity; G protein-coupled receptor activity
Source: RefSeq, a predicted model, not a curated record